UUUGUUCCUCAUGUCAGCCACCAUAAACAUAAAACUCUUCUCCAGCUACUUUAAUAAUGCACCUGUACUGCAGGUACCGGGCAGGCUCUUCCCUAUACAGGUGAUCUACCAGCCCAUCCCACAAGAGGAGCAGCCGUCCCGCUCGGAGAAGCUGGACCCCCGCCCAUACCUCCGUGUGCUGCAGGGCAUCGACCAACGCUACCCGCCCGAGGAGAGGGGCGACCUGCUUCUGUUCCUCAGCGGCGUGGCAGAGAUAUCUACCAUCUUAGAGGCAUGCCAGGCCUACGCCACACACACCAAGCGCUGGAUCGUUCUGCCCCUCCACAGCACCCUGUCCCUGGUACAGCAGGAUAAGGUGUUUGACAUCUCUCCUCCGGGAGUGAGGAAAUGUAUCAUCUCUACCAACGUAGCGGAGACAUCCGUCACCAUCGACGGGGUGCGCUUCGUCGUCGACUCGGGCAAGGUGAAGGAGAUGAGUUUUGACCCGAAGGCUAAGAUGCAGCGUCUGCAAGAGUUCUGGAUCAGUCGAGCCAGUUCUGAGCAGAGGAAAGGCCGGGCCGGGAGGACAGGACCUGGGGUGUGUUAUCGGCUCUAUUCUGAGUCCGACUACGAGGCCUUCGCACCUUACCCUGUCCCAGAGAUACACAGGGUGGCCCUCGACUCAUUAGUACUACAGAUGAAGAGUAUGAGUCUGGGAGACCCACGAUCCUUUUUGUUCAUCGACCCUCCUCCCGCGGCCAGUAUCCAGACUGCAGUAACCUACCUCAGGGAACAGGGGGCGCUAGACGCUAGAGGAGAUCUCACCUCUAUCGGAAGCCUGCUGGCACAACUUCCUGUUGACGUGGUCAUAGGUAAGAUGCUGGUGCUGGGGUCAGUGUUUAACUUGGUGGAGCCGGUCCUGACGGUGGCUGCUGCCCUCAGUGUUCAGUCCCCAUUUCUCCGCUCGGCCCAACACAACCCCGACUGUGCCACAGCACGCCAGCCCUUGCACUCCAACCAGGGAGACCCCUUCACCCUGCUCAACACCUUCAACGCCUGGGUGCAGGUGAAGGGGGAGAGAGGAGGUGCCAGCAGGAAGUGGUGCAGGAGGAGAGGGCUGGAGGAACAGAGGCUUUAUGAGAUGGUCAACCUACGAAGACAGUUCAAGGAGCUGUUGCGUAGUCAUGGUCUGUUGGAGGUGCUGGAGGAGAGGGCUCCCUCUGGUGGAGAGCGAGGACAGCGCAGGGAGAGGUUGACCGAGAGGAGGAAGCUACAUCAGCUGAAGAGAGAACAUGACCUGGCAGAGGGCGGUCGGAGGAAGGUCCUGAGACUGGAGGAGGGACAGGAUGGGGAGGGGGAUUCGGGGUCGGACACAGAGCAGGGCGCCACGGGACGGGACGGGAAGGACAAGGAGCAGACCGGUGGACACAACCUGGACAUACAGGAAGUGAAGUUCAAGCUUCGCCACAACGUGUCAGAGCUCCAGGAAGCGGCGUCGGCCAGCCAGGACCUGUCGUCAAGGCAACAAGCCCUCCUGAAGCUGCUGCUUUGUCGAGGCCUUUACCCCCAGCUGGCGUUGCCAGACGAACACAAUGCCAACCGCAAGGACUCAGAACAGGUGUUCCACACCCGUAACAAGCAGGGGGUAGUGAUCCACCCCACCAGUGUGUUUGCCAGCGACCCAGAGGUGCUGCACGUCCCUGAGGAGGGGAACAGAGAGGGACCAGACAAAGGGGAGAGCAGCAAACACCAGCUCCUAGCCUUCGUUACUCUACUUGAGACCAACAAGCCUUAUGUAUCCAACUGUGUCAGAGUCCCAGCCUUACAGGCCCUGUUGCUGGUAGCUAACUCCUUGGACAGUAAUGCUGACUGUACCAGGCUGGUGGUGGAUGGCUGGUUGGAGGUAGGACUGACAGGAGAGGGGGCUCUGAAGGUUCUGUCCACCUCCCUCACUCUCAGGGCCGACUGGGAGCGCCUCCUGCUAGCCCAGCUGGGACAGGGCACUCUGGGAGCCGGAGCGGGGAGCAGGGCCAAGGCUGGGAGGGGAGAGGGGCUGGGGGUACCUGGGCUCUCCCGUAAAGACCUGGAGAAACUCAGUGAAGGACUGGUCCGCUUCCUGCUAUACACUGAGGUGAGCUACAGUCUACGUCGUUUGACAGGCCUGCAGGUACAGAACCUCUACGUAGGUCCCCAGGCCCAGUCCGAGUUCUCUGAGCCCCAUGCCCCAAACCCCCUUUUCCCUGGGGUGGAGGUGCAACCUGACACCAUCAAGGGAGGCCUCCAAGUCACCAAAUACUUCACCUACAACUGCCUCACUGACUCUAAGGACCUCUACAGUGAGUGUCUGUAUUAUAAUGUGUCUGUUCCCCAGGACUCUAAGGACCUCUACAGUGAGUGUCUGUAUUAUAAUGUGUCUGUUCCCCAGGACUCUAAGGACCUCUACAGUGAGUGUCUGUAUUAUAAUGUGUCUGUUCCCCAGGACUCUAAGGACCUCUACAGUGAGUGUCUGUAUUAUAAUGUGUCUGUUCCCCAGGACUCUAAGGACCUCUACAGUGAGUGUCUGUAUUAUAAUGUGUCUGUUCCCCAGGACUCUAAGGACCUCUACAGUGAGUGUCUGUAUUAUAAUGUGUCUGUUCCCCAGGACUCUAAGGACCUCUACAGUGAGUGUCUGUAUUAUAAUGUGUCUGUUCCCCAGGACUCUAAGGACCUCUACAGUGAGUGUCUGUAUUAUAAUGUGUCUGUUCCCCAGGACUCUAAGGACCUCUACAGUGAGUGUCUGUAUUAUAAUGUGUCUGUUCCCCAGGACUCUAAGGACCUCUACAGUGAGUGUCUACGUACGUUCUGGUCCUGUCCCCACUGUGACCUGUACAGUCCUGUCACACCGCUGGAGAGGAUGAGCCACGAGGCCACCUGCAGGCCGCCUGGGGAACAGCAGGACAACCAGGACAAACAGGGUGAUGAUGUGAAGGCAGCCUCCUCUUCCUUCUCUGUUUCCAGUCUGGCCAGAGUCUACCACUGUGAUGUCUGUGACAAGGACCUGACGCUCACUUCUACAGAGAUCCUCAAACACAAGAGACAGCACAUGCACUCUGGACGUUGAAACAGAGAUCCUUAAACACCAAGAGACAGCACGUGCACUCUGGACGUUGAAACAGAGAUCCUUAAACACCAAGAGACAGCACGUGCACUCUGGACGUUGAAACAGAGAUCCUUAAACACCAAGAGACAGCACGUGCACUCUGGACGUUGAAACAGAGAUCCUUAAACACCAAGAGACAGCACGUGCACUCUGGACGUUGAAACAGAGAUCCUUAAACACCAAGAAGACAGCACAUGCACGUUAAGAGACACUAAAGUUUCCUGCCUAGAUCACCUGAUCAGGACAAAGUAAUGGCCUUCAAUUAACUGCUAUGGAGAAAUCAACAACCUGAAGGGUUUCAGUGAAUGCUGUUUUAUAAUAAAAUCAAGAGUCACGCCUC
Oncorhynchus nerka (sockeye salmon) is the source of this 3458-nucleotide messenger RNA. Its product is annotated as DEAH (Asp-Glu-Ala-His) box polypeptide 34. Gene Ontology annotation, molecular function: helicase activity; RNA binding. NCBI's taxonomy places the organism in Eukaryota, Metazoa, Chordata, Actinopteri, Salmoniformes, Salmonidae. The transcript is spliced from 14 exons. Bases 11 to 3079 code for a protein of 1022 amino acids. The record is from RefSeq and is a predicted model, not a curated record. Gene Ontology annotation, cellular component: intracellular anatomical structure. Gene Ontology annotation, biological process: nuclear-transcribed mRNA catabolic process, nonsense-mediated decay.